CAGCCAAAGAACUUGAAACCCUAAACUCUUCGAUUCUCUGUCUCUCCCAUAGAUCUCGACUUCGAAACUCACCAUGUCGCCGAAGCGUCCCAAUCCGAUGGAAGAUCCACCCACCGCAUCAUCAAGCGAAGAAGAGGAGGAAGUUUCCAUGGACGAAGACGAAGAAGAGGAUGAAACGCACAAGGAGAAAUCUUCCUCGGAUGAGGAAGCCGACGACGGCGACGAUCGCGAGGUUUCCGUCAAGAACCCUCUCUCUGCUUCUGCGAAGCCGGGAUCUGCAUCUGCUGUUACCAUCGCGGUUCCUGGUAAAACCGUUGCUCCUCCGAAGCAAGCUUCAGAUUCGGAUUCUGGGUCGGAGACAGAAACCGAUUCGGAUUCCGACACCGAUAGAAGGGAACGUGUCGCGGUGAAGCCCGUGGAGCAGAAUCCCGAAUCUGUGAAAGCUAAGCCGUCGGAUGCUUUGGCUUCGUCGGCGAAAUCAGCGGUGAAACGUCCGAGCAAGACGGCUCGGCCACCGAAUGAUGUGAAGCGGGUGAGGAAGGAAGGAGGGACACCUGGAGAAGACACGAAGAAGACGUAUUUUCAGCGUCUGUGGAGCGAGGACGACGAAAUCGCUGUGUUGAAAGGUAUAAUCGAUUUCAAAUCGGAUACAGGAGUGAGUCCGUUUGAUGAUAUUAACGGGUUUUACGAAUUGGCGAAGAAGUCGAUUAGCUUUGAUGUGAGUAAGGUUCAGUUCAUGGACAAGAUUAGGAGCUUGAGGAAGAAGUAUGUGAAUAAUCUCGGUAAAGGAAAGAAUGGGGAGGAUCCUAGUUUCGUCAAAGCUCAUGAACGGAAGGCAUUCGAGUUGUCGAAGGCUAUUUGGGGCCCUGAAGGAAUGGCGAAUGAAUCUGCUAUGAAAUCGAAUGGCAAAUCAAAAAAGAGUCAAAAGGGGAAGAUGAAAUCGCUCGAGUCGUUGAAGCAAGAGCUGUUUCCUUCGCACAAUGGGAAAAGGGAAGAACUUGAUGCAGAAGAGAUAGCUUCUCGUCUUGUGAGCAGAAGCAACGGGUUUGAGACGAUGCUUGUUAAAGCCAUGGCUGGUUUUGGUGUGGAUGAGCUUGCGGUUAAGCAAGGAUGGGCAAUGGUUUCCUCCGAGGAUAAGAAAAGAAUCGAGGAGAAGUGGAAUGCCUUACGGGCUGCUGAGAUUGAAUUUCUUGUGGAGAAGAGUGAAUUCAUCCAUGAGGCAUCGAAGCUGAUUGCUGAAACUCUUGGUUCUAGUAGUAAGAUAUGAGUUGCAUCUCUAUCUUUUCUCGUUGCUGUGUUCUUCUAUCUAGGAUCUGGGAUUAUGGUUUGGUUUCGGUUUUUGUUUUCUUAUUUUCAGCUUAGCAUUUGGUUUUUGUUAGCCACAACUAAAGCAUCCAUAUAUGGAAUGGAAGUAAAUUUCAUCAA
Messenger RNA from Tarenaya hassleriana, 1425 nucleotides. Its product is annotated as probable transcription factor At1g61730. NCBI's taxonomy places the organism in Eukaryota, Viridiplantae, Streptophyta, Magnoliopsida, Brassicales, Cleomaceae. The transcript has a single exon. Bases 74 to 1267 code for a protein of 397 amino acids. Gene Ontology annotation, biological process: regulation of DNA-templated transcription. The record is from RefSeq and is a predicted model, not a curated record. Gene Ontology annotation, cellular component: nucleus.